AUGAAAGUCGUUUGUCCUCUCCUCUGUCUUGCUUUCUUCUUAUUGACCCUUUUAAAUGUAACAAGGUGUGAUAAAUUAAUUUCAAAAUUUACAAAGCAUGGAGAUCUAGACUUAGUUCUAUUAUAUGAUAUAGGUUUGGUUGAUGAUGCUGAAAACAAUCAUUUGAAUUCUUUAGAAAAUAUAGCCGAGCUAGGAAAAAAUUUGCUGGUUAAGAGUAAUAAAAAUAUAACUUUGUCAUAUAUAACAUAUGAUGAUAUAAAUGUUGAUUUAAGAAUUGAAUCAAGAAAUAAUGAUAAAGUAGAUAAUACAAAUAAAUAUAAUAAAUAUAAAAAAUAUAAUAAUAAUAGUGAUAAAAAUAUAGAGGAAUUUCAAGAUGAAGUAUUAGGUACUAAAUUAAAAUCAUCAUAUAAGAACUCAGCACAUUUAAAAGCAUUAAAUUAUAUAGGAUUAAAACAUUUUUAUAAUUCAGAAAAAGAAUCAAUUAAAAUGGUUAUCAUGUUUAUGAAUACAGAUGGUGAUUAUAAUAUGAGUGAUAAUAGAUCUUCUAAUUAUCAUGCAGAAUUAAAUUCAAUACAUUAUUUAUUUGAUAGAAAAAAUAUUAUAUUAAAUAUAAUAACAAAAGUAGCUUUUAAAAAUUAUUGUCAUUAUAUACAACAAAUUGGUUCUAAUACUAAUGAGUUAUUAAAAUGUGUCUUGAAAAAUUCUUUUUAUAAUAAAUCAGCUUUAACAUAUGAAAUUGGAAAAUAUUAUGAUGAUAUAUCAAUAAAUGCAAUAUGUCAUGGAUGGUCUGAAUGGUCUCAAUGUUCUGUGACAUGUAAUAUGGGUUAUCAUUUUAUAAAAAGAGAUUCAUUAGGAUAUAUAAAAAAUUCUAAAAGUGGAUUAUAUAAAAGGAAAGGGAGAAGUUGUUUAGAACAAAGACAUUUAAUAAUUCAAGAAUGCUUUAAUACAUCUUGUGAUCACUCAUUAGAUAUAUGUGAUAAUUUAUAUAUGGAUAUAUCAAUAUUAUUAGAUGACUCAUCAUAUAUCACAUUAGAAUCAUGGAAUAAAUAUAUUAUACCUUUUGUUAGAAAAUUUAUAACUCAUUUUAAUAUUAAUCAUAAUCAAAUUAAUUUCUCAUUAACUACAUAUUCUAAUCAUACUUAUAAUUGGUUCGAUUUUUCAAACCUACUUUCAAAGGAUAAAGAUAAAUUAUUAACAUAUCUAGAAUAUUUUAAAUUUAAUUUUGGUUCCUCUACAAAAGAUAUCAAGCAAGCCAUAAAAUAUAUGAAUGAUCAUGUUUUAAAUACAAACUAUCAAAGAAAGGAUGCAAAGAAAGUUAUGAUCAUCAUUAAUUCAGGCGAGGUAGAUAAUAAAACUGUUAUGUUACUACCAGAUAUUCUGAAAAAUAUUAAAGAUACUCAUAAUAUUCAAGUAUAUUCUAUAUGUAUUAAUAAUCAGAAUGUCGAAAACUGCAAAAAGUUAAGUACUCAUUCGAUGGAAAACGAUGGAUCCAACUAUUCUUAUUCCUUCUCAAAUGCUUCAGAUUUGAGAUAUAAUAUGUUUGGCAUACAAAAAAAUAUAUGUCGCAAUGUGGUAGGCAAGGUUAGAAGAAAGCUGAGAAGUAGUGCAAACAUGGAAAGGGGUGGUAAUGUAGAUGAAGAAAAAAAUAGCAGCAUUGCCCAGAAAGAACAAAGCGAGAGUGAUAACAAAACAGAUGAACGAAAGGAAAAAGGAAAUAUGUCCACGUCAAAUGAGCAUAAUAUAUCAGUAAGAAUAAAUGAUGUUGAUGAUGUUGAUGAUGUUGAUGAUGUUGAUGAUGUUGAUGAUGAUGAUGUUGAUGAUGAUGAUGAUGUUGAUGAUGAUGAUGUUGAUGAUGAUGAUGUUCAUGAUGAUGAUGUUCAUGAUGAUGAUGAUAUAAUCACACAUGAUAAUAUAAGAACAUAUGAUGAUCCUGUUAGUCAAGACAAUUCAACCUUUGAAAAUCAAAAUUUUAUGGGAAGAAAAAAAUACGAUUCCAAAUAUACGAGCAAAUUAAGUAUUAAUAGCUUAGGAAAUAUAAAUGAAUCUAAUGAUAAUCAUAAUAAUUAUGAUUAUUAUGAUGAUGAUUCAUUAAAUCAAAAUAAAGGAUUUUUAAAAAAAAAUUCAAUUAUUUUGAAAUCAUUAUAUAAUUUAAAUGAAGAUUAUGUAAAUAACAAUAUAAAUAAUAAUGAUAAUAGUAGUAGUACUAGCCGUUCUGGUAAUAAUAAUUGUGGUAAUAAUGAUAUACCACAUUUUAAAAAUAUGAGGAAAUAUAAUUCAGAAACAAACAUCCCUAGCUGUAGUAAGAAUAAUAAAAGUUCGAAUGGAAAAUUGUUGAAUCGGUUAUAUAAUAUGUUAUUUAGAAAAAAAAAAAAAUAUAGAAUUAAAAAUAUUGAUAAAGAUUCAAAAAAAAAAGUUGAUAAAUUUAUUCAAAAUAUAAAAUUGUUAAAUGAUAAUAAUGAUGAUAAUAAUAAGAUUGAUGAAAAAAAUAUAGAAAUACAAUUUGAUACUUUGUUAGAUGGUAUAUUUGAUUUCUUACAAGAUUAUGAUAAUUCAAGUCUCAGUACGUUUAAUGAUUCUAUAUUAGAUGAUGAUUGUGUUUAUUUUUUGAAUGCAAGAUCUUGUGGUUUCUCCCUCGCGAACCUUCCUACAUGCGAUAAGGUGAAUGUGGAAUCUGAAAUAGGAGGAGAAAUAGGAGGAGAAAGAGAUGAUGAUGACGAUGAUGAAGAUGAUAAUGAUGAAGAUGAUGAAGAUGAUAAUGAUUAUGAUGGUGAUGAUGAUAGUGAUGAUAAUGAUGAUAAUAAUGAUAAUGGUGAUGACCAGUCUAAUAAUAAUAAUAAUAAUAAUGAUAAUAAUAAUGAUAAUAAUAAUGAUGGUGAUGGUGAUGAUGACCAGUCUAAUAAUAAUAAUAAUAAUAAUAACAAUAAUAAUAAUGAGCAUGAUGCUGGUGAUGAUCAUAAUGAGAAAGGCAACGAUUAUAUAUCUCAAUAUAACUUGAUAUUAAAAGAUAAAUCACAUAAUGAUAAUAAUUAUAUGACAAAUGAACAUGAACAAAGGAUGGGGGGAGAGAAACAAGAAAAUAUGGAUAUAUUAUCAAAUGAAGAAGAUAAUAUUUCCUCAAAAUAUAAUAAUGACCUUCAGAGAGUUAAGAGAUCAUUAGAUUUUCCAGAAAAUUUUAUUAAAGACAAUUAUGAAAAAACAAAAGAUAUUCAUAUAUCUAAAAAGGAAGAAGACAAUGAAAAUAAUAAUAGUAAAGUACAUAUUAAUUCUCAAAGUAAAGAGGAAAAUAAAAAUGUUGUAGACAAUACAAUUCCUUGUAGUAAUAAAAAUAUAAAUGAAGAAGAUAAUGAUAUUAAUAAUUCAAUAAAAAUUCCAAAUAUUGGAAUAUUUGAUAAAAGCAAAAUAAAUUGUAGAAAUAAAAAAGCAUCUAAAUUUGAUCAGAUUAAACGAUUUAAUGAUAAGAUUAAAAGAUUUAAUGAUAAGAUAAAUAAUUAUAAUAAUCCAUUAAUAACAAAUCUGGAAAAUAAAAAUGAAGAAAUAAAUGUGCCAAAAAAUAAUGACGAUGGAAAACAAAAAAGAUUUCUUCCUAUAAUUAAAAAUGAUUAUCCAAAAGAGACAGGAGAGAAAUAUGAAAACAAUGUUAUAUAUGAAGAAAAUAAUAAAACAGAUAUUAAUAAUAAUGAUAUGCAUAAUAAGGAUGUAGAAAAAUUAUAUAAAGAUAAAAAUUCACACCAUAUUAAAAAUAAAUAUGAUAAAGAUAAUCUUACAGAAAAUAAUGAAGUAAUGCAAAGAUAUUCAAAAGAUAAUGAUGAAGAUGAUGAAGAGUAUGAACAUUGGCAUGGACAUCAACAUGAUACAAAAUAUACACCGGUAUAUAAAUAUGCAGCUUCUUUUACAUUGGCUGCUAUUUUAUUUUUAGGUUUAUCCUUAUAUUAUAUAAAUAAUAGAAAAGGUAACCAAAUUAUAAAUGCAAAAGCGUCUAAUGAUUUUCCAGUAUAUACUAAUGUGAAGGAAGUAUCUUGUAAGGAACAAAAUAUAGAAACAAUGAAUGAAAUGCAAUGGCAAUAA
Plasmodium gaboni is the source of this 4065-nucleotide messenger RNA. RefSeq names its product TRAP-like protein. Bases 1 to 4065 code for a protein of 1354 amino acids. The transcript has a single exon. The record is from RefSeq and is a predicted model, not a curated record. NCBI's taxonomy places the organism in Eukaryota, Apicomplexa, Aconoidasida, Haemosporida, Plasmodiidae.